AGCUGUGUUGUUCCCUGUUCUCACGCACGGCGCCGCACGCCCGCAGCGGCGCACACAUGAGCGGGGAGCUUGAGGAAACGUCAGCAGGUUUCGGCUCGCUGCGUGACAUUGCGGUGCCCGUUUUCCUUUCAGCGAACGACUCAAGGAUGGACGCGUGACGCACCGAGCCACAGUGAGGGAGCGUGCACACACGUCAGCUCGGGCAGGGCAAAGCCUGCUUAAAAUGCAGCGAAUGUGACAGCCGAGCCCACAGUCCAGACUACAGCAGCGCCUGGACGGAAAGGUGAAGCGGGGCGGGGGCGGGGGGCACCAGCAGCAUGACCGUGGUGCCCGGGGAGAACCUGGAUGAGACGGUGGCACUGGCCGCGCUGUCCGCCCAGGAUGUGUACGACCCGGAGCGAGCCGACAACCAGGAGUGCUGCGAGCGGGUGGUCAUCAACAUCUCCGGGCUGCGCUUCGAGACGCAGCUGAAGACCCUGGCCCAGUUCCCCGCCACUCUGCUGGGGGACCCGCGCAAAAGGAUGCGCUUCUUCGACCCGCUCAGGAACGAGUACUUCUUUGACCGGAACCGACCCAGCUUCGAUGCCAUCCUAUACUACUACCAGUCUGGCGGACGGCUCCGCAGACCCGUCAACGUGCCGGUGGACAUCUUCAUGGAGGAGAUCAAGUUCUACGAGCUGGGGGAGGAGGUGAUCGAGAACUUCAAGGAGGAUGAAGGGUUCAUCAAGGAGGAGGAGCGGCCGCUGCCAGAGAACGAGUUCCAGCGGCAGGUCUGGCUCCUGUUCGAGUACCCGGAGAGCUCCGGACCCGCUCGGGGCAUCGCCAUCGUCUCCGUGCUGGUCAUCCUCAUCUCCAUCGUCAUCUUCUGCUUGGAGACCUUACCCGAGUUCAGAGAGGAGGCCCGGAUUUUCGAGGGGAUGAUGCCGACAAAUGGCACCGCGGGCUCCGAGCCGCCGAACCCUUUCACGGACCCGUUCUUCAUCGUGGAGACGCUCUGCAUCAUCUGGUUCUCCUUCGAGCUGCUCGUCCGGUUCCUCGCCUGCCCCAGCAAGCCCGCCUUCUUCAAGAACAUCAUGAACACCAUCGACAUCGUGGCCAUCAUGCCCUACUUCAUCACGCUGGGUCUGGAGCUGGCGGAGCACCAGGGCAACGGCCAGCAGGCCAUGUCGCUGGCCAUCCUGAGGGUCAUCCGCCUGGUCCGGGUCUUCCGGAUCUUCAAGCUCUCUCGGCACUCCAAGGGGCUGCAGAUCCUGGGGAAGACGCUGCAGGCCAGCAUGCGGGAGCUGGGCCUCCUCAUCUUCUUCCUCUUCAUCGGGGUCAUCCUCUUCUCCAGCGCCGUGUACUUUGCGGAGACCGACGACCCGGAAUCGGGCUUCAGCAGCAUCCCAGACGCCUUCUGGUGGGCCGUGGUUUCCAUGACGACGGUGGGCUACGGUGACAUGUGUCCGGUGACCAUCGGUGGGAAGAUCGUGGGCUCCCUGUGCGCCAUCGCCGGAGUCCUCACCAUCGCGCUUCCGGUUCCGGUCAUUGUCUCCAACUUCAACUACUUCUACCACCGGGAGACCGAGCACGAGGAGCAGUUCCAGUACACGCACGUGACCUGCGGGCAGCAGCAGGCGCCGUUCGGCGAGUUCAAGCGGAGCGACAGCCGGCCGUCGCUGUCCAAGUCCGACUACCCGGACAGCGAGGACGCGGACUCCGUCAAGUACACAAACUGCAGCCCGCACAAGGCGUACGGCGGGAAGCUGACGGACGUCUGAGGCUCCUCGUUUCCUCCAUCAGAGGGAAUGUUUUCAGUUGGAUCCCCUCUCCACUCCCGACACGGUCUUCCAUCCAGCAGGACAACUGAUCAGCCUCUGUAGCACUUUACUGUCGUUAGUGAGCAGCUUUAAGGUUUACAUUCUUCUGACACGGGACCAAAUUAAAACUCAGUCUCAAACUUAAACAACAACAAAAACAAAACGAGAAAACCCUCAUUGAAUUAAACACAAACAAGCUGGCGUGAAGCUUUUUCCAAUACAGCAGCGCCAUCGUGUGGUCAAAGCGGCUCACUGCGCCGCCGUGACAGAUGCAGUUUCCAUGGCAACCUUCCAGACUUUUCUGUUGUCGUCUGGUGCAGGAGCAAAAAGUGAAGAGGCUCCAAACCACCAUGUUGUGGAAGCAUCCAUGUUGUUUAUAAAAACCACCACAAAAACUGAGACGCUCUGCAGCUAAUUACUGACGACAAGUCCAAAAAUAAUUAAAUACAAUAAAAUAUUAAGAUUAUAGCUUAAUAACAAUUCAUUUUUAGAUGUUUUAGAGCUCAACUUCGUCUAUGGUGGAUAUAAAUAUGUUACAAAAGAUAAUUUAAAGAAAUGAAAAUGAAAAAUCAAGUAUGAACAGAAAAUACUAAAUUAUAUUCACUCUUGUACAGUAGCACAAAAAGGUUAAAAUAGAAACAAAUUGUGAUACAUAAAAUGAAAUUUCAUUUUUUAGGGGAUUUUAAGAUAAAAUGCAAAUCAAGAACUAGUUUAAACUAUAAAAUUUAAUCUAUUUAAUUGAGUUCAAAUCUGAAAAGCCAUCAAACUUUUCAGCAAAUCAUUACACUGUGAGAUAUUUUUGGUUCUAUAAUAAUAAUGAACAAUAAUUCAGUUUUAAUGCACAAAAAACAAGAAUGUAUAAAGAAAUUAGAAAACAUCAAAGGGUUUUCCUUUAACUGAGUUUAGAAAUAAUAAUGAUAAAAAAUCUCAAACUGAAAUAGUUUUUCAAAAAUAAAUUCAAAGUAUUUAAAAUGAAAAGAACAGUCCCUUGCUUUCACAGAGAUCUCUGUGGUUCUGAUCCAUACCUGAUCCGAGCUGAAGGCCUUCAAUGUCGGAGCUUCCUGGUCCAGCAGCACCUGGACUCACCUGGACAGCAGACGGAGCUGCUGGAGACAAAAACAGUGGAUGUUUAACAAGCCGUUAAAAACCUUCACUGGAGUUUAUCAGACUGAUGGAUGUUUGAAGGAAAAGUCCGACGACUCUUCAUCUCAGACCAACAUUCAGUUCUGGUCCCACAAGGGAAAGAUUGACGAACUCACUAACCCACUCCAGCCGCCACCAUCCUCCUCAUCCUCUCUUGCUUCCCUCCUCUGAUGAAGAAAAAAAAACAAAGCUUGGAUUAAAUACGAAAACAAAACUUCACGGAAAACCCGGCUUGCGCUUGGACUUUUACAGAGCACAGACUCUGAGGUACGACUCAAACGUUACUACUUGAAUCAUCAGCUACGUCCUGCGUAUACUUAGAUGUUGUUUGGGAGGUUUCUCCUGUUGCUGUAGAGAACAAGAACUUGUUGUUGCUGUCUGUAUGUCGCGUAUCAUAUCCAAACCAAAUCACUGCAUGCUUGGAAAGUAGAGCAUGAAAACAGAAGAAACGUGGGAACAACAUCGACAGCUUGCAGAGAAGUUAUCCUGUCAGACAGAUGACUAGUUUUUUAAAGUAUCAUACUGUAUAUGUUUUAUACCGGGAGGUUGACAUGGUGAAUUAUUUUGUAGAUUUUUAACAUGUUUUUUUUUAUUUUUUUGCCUUGGUGAAAACAAAGCAGCUCCAGCAGGCAGCUCUGAUGAACAUGUCUGCACCAGUGGGAGGAAAAAUGGGGGUAAAAGUGUGAAAAUGCAUUAAAUCCAGACAACAAAUUAUA
Molecule: messenger RNA, 3658 nt
Organism: Poeciliopsis prolifica (blackstripe livebearer)
Lineage: Eukaryota; Metazoa; Chordata; Actinopteri; Cyprinodontiformes; Poeciliidae
Product: shaker-related potassium channel tsha2-like
Exons: 3
Coding region: 318-1760 (480 amino acids)
Biological process (GO): protein homooligomerization; potassium ion transmembrane transport
Cellular component (GO): voltage-gated potassium channel complex; membrane
Molecular function (GO): delayed rectifier potassium channel activity; protein binding
Source: RefSeq, a predicted model, not a curated record